AUGGAAAAUUUUGAAGUUUAUAACAAAAAACACCGGCAGGAACUAUUAGACCGAAUUAAGGAGUUAGAGGGGGAAAAUAAAAGAUUAAAAGAACAAAACCAAAAACUAAUUCCUGAGUUAGCCAAUAAAAUAGAAAAUUAUGAAAAAGAAAUUACAGAACUAAAAGAACAAAUGACCCAACUAACCAAUCAGCAGUUAGCCCAAACUGAAUUCACUAAUUCUGCAAAAUUAGUAAAAAAUACAAAAAUAAAAUAUUUAAAAUCAUAUGAUGUUGGUCUUGAAGUUAGUGAUGCCGACUUCGCUGAUUAUCUUGAGGAACAGGACUAUAGUACGGAAGAUUGUUUGAAUUACGAGAAUAUUGAAAAUUUAAGAAAACAAUAUACUGCUAGUAUUGCAGAGAAUUGUCAAAAUGAGAAUUCGGGUUAUGGUAGGGAAGAAGCAAGUUAUAUUGAAAAUGAAAAAAAAGAGGAUCAAAAAAAUUUCGGUAAGAAAAGAAGCGAAAUCACUGAUUUAGAUAUCAGCGUCUACGUACUACGCAACGAUAAAUUACUAAAAAAGAAUGAAUACUUAGAAGGAGAAUUAGACCUAACAGGAUUUGAGAAUUUGCUGAAACUAGAUUGUCAAGGAAAUCAUUUAACCGAUCUAUAUUUGAAUAACAGUGAAAUGUUACAAUUCCUUGAUUUCUCAACAAACAAAUUAUUAGAAGUUGACUUAAGCGGAAACAGAUACUUAGAAAAACUUUAUUGUUCUAACAAUCGUUUGAAAAAUUUGGACUUAAGAAAUUGUGAAAACCUUAGAGUGCUAGAUGUAAGUAAUAAUGAAAAAUGGAAUGAAUACAGGUACGAAGAUUUCAAUGAAUUAACGGACAUGAGUUUUCUAAGCCAAUUGCCUAAUCCUAAAAAAUUGAGAGAUUUAGUAAUAUGUUCGAAUGGUAUCCGCAGUAAUUUGACUCCUUUCUCUCGUUUCACUAGUUUAGAUGGACUGUAUUUAGGAACCACUAAAUGUUCUAAGGAAAUGACAGAAAAAAGAGGAAAUAGAUUUUAUGGUUCUCUCGAACCUUUAAAGGGACUGGCCAGACUAAAAAAAUUGGAUAUCUCUAAUACUGAUGUAGAUAGCGGAAUAGAAUUUUUACCAUAUAGUCUAAAAGAACUCCUCUACUCCAAUAGGCAAAGAUCCGAUGCGAAAGUAGACAAGGUAAGGAAACUAUUAGAAAAAUCUGAUUCUUUUGUUUUCAGUGGAGGGAGAAUAAGAAGAAAGUAUAAAACGUCUCAAGAAUCAAUAGAAAAAAUUGAUUUCUCAGAGUUGAGUAGUAUUAAUGAAAAGGGAGAACUAAUUAUCGACAAUUAUCCUAAUUUAAAAGAAAUAAGCAAUAAAUAUUCUGCUAAAAUAGUUAAGUUAGUUAUCAGUAACUGUCCGCAGUUAGGAAAGGUUGAAAUUGGUGAGUUAGGAAGUGUUAAAGAAUUAAUUUGUGAAAAUCUUCCUAACUUGGAUUGGUUGAAAUGCAAUAAUUUAUCAGAAUGCUUCAAUCUUGAUUUACUUAAUUGUUGCGAUAAUCUUCUUACGGAAAUAAAAUUGUCUUCUGAAGGAGGAAAAAUGGAGCGUUUGUAUAUUAAAAAUAACAAUUUUCCAGAACAAGAUUUGUCAAUUUUUAGUCAUCUGGUUAAUCUAAAACAAUUAUUGAUUGGAAAUGAUGAUAGCGAAAAAUUAGACCGAGGCAGAAGAAGUAUUUAUAAUCGUUUUUGCGGCUCUUUAGAGCCUUUAUAUGGUUUAACUAAACUAGAAGGACUUGAUAUAAGCAAUACCGAUGUAAGUGAUGGAUUACAAUAUUUAUCAAAAAACUUGAAAGAGUUAGAAUGUUCCAAUCAUUUAAGACCUAAGGCAAAAGUUAAAAGACUUGAUGAAGAAUUAUCCCUUUAUGGGUGA
This is a messenger RNA of Entrophospora candida, 1923 nucleotides long. Lineage: Eukaryota; Fungi; Glomeromycota; Glomeromycetes; Entrophosporales; Entrophosporaceae. The record is from the annotation of a GenBank genome assembly.